This is a messenger RNA of Oryza brachyantha (malo sina), 829 nucleotides long. Its product is annotated as probable NAD(P)H dehydrogenase (quinone) FQR1-like 1. The transcript has 2 exons. Lineage: Eukaryota; Viridiplantae; Streptophyta; Magnoliopsida; Poales; Poaceae. The coding region runs from base 12 to 770 and encodes 252 amino acids. The record is from RefSeq and is a predicted model, not a curated record. Gene Ontology annotation, molecular function: FMN binding; NAD(P)H dehydrogenase (quinone) activity.
CGCGGCGCGCGAUGGGCAAGGGCGGCGGGUGCAUCCCGAGCAAGAGGCACCGCGCCGCCGCCGCCGCGCCGGCGGCGGCGGAGGCGGAUCCCCCACCCGUGUCGCACCGGCGCGAGCGGACCUCGAUCCCGGCGCCGCCGCGACCGGUGCGCAUCUACGUCGUGUUCUACUCCAUGUACGGGCACGUCCGGCGCCUGGCGCGCGCCGUGGAGCGCGGGGUGGGCUCCGUCCCCGGCGCGCGCGCGGUCCUCUUCCGCGUCCCGGAGACGCUGCCGCCGGCCGUCCUCGCGCAGAUGGAGGCCAGGGUGGAGCCGGAGGACGGCGAGGACUUCAUCCCCGUCGUGGACCCCGACGGGCUCCCCGACGCCGACGGCUUCCUCUUCGGAUUCCCCGCCAGGUUCGGCGCCAUGCCCGCGCAGAUGCAGGCCUUCUUCGACUCCACCGCGCCGCUCUGCCGCCACCAGCGCCUCGCCGGCAAGCCCGCCGGCUUCUUCGUCAGCACUGGCACCCAGUCCGGCGGUCAAGAAACCACCGCCUGGACGGCGAUCACGCAGCUGGCGCACCACGGCAUGCUGUUCGUGCCAAUCGGGUACACCUUCGGGGAGGGGAUGCUCGAGGUGGACGAGCUCCGCGGCGGGUCGCCGUACGGCGCGGGGGUCUUCUCCGGCGACGGCUCCAGGCCGCCCUCCAAGCUCGAGCUGGCCCUCGCCGAGCACCAUGGCAAGUACAUGGCCACACUUGUCAAGAGAAUGUUGCACGGCGCCUCGUGAUCCAACCCUCCAACAAAUAGACACCCUCAAUUUUCUUUUCUUUUCUGUUUAUACUUAUA